Molecule: messenger RNA, 723 nt
Organism: Laccaria bicolor S238N-H82
Lineage: Eukaryota; Fungi; Basidiomycota; Agaricomycetes; Agaricales; Hydnangiaceae
Exons: 4
Coding region: 1-723 (240 amino acids)
Source: RefSeq, a predicted model, not a curated record
AUGACCGCCCACAAACGAAGACCAGCCAAAACGGACCACCACCAUCCCAAAUGGCUCAUGAACGACGGACAGCACACACAGGCGGCGACGAACGACAACGACGAACAACGGACAACCCCGACGACCUGGCAUGUCAACGGACGUGCCACGUCGUCUAGACGGGGUCACGUCGCCGUUGGCAACAAACACGAAGACGGUGACGAUGCAUCCACAUCAAUCAUGGUGAGCAACAUGGCUUGCCUCUCCCUCUCCCUUUUUCACAUGAGAAGCAAGGGCCAUGUCGCGCUCAAAAAACAAAAACGACCACCUACAAACGAAGAUGAACGAGCACCAGCCAAUCCCGACCACCAUCAUCCACCAUGGCUUAUGAGCGACGGUCAACCACCCACGAACGGACAAAGGCGACAAGGAGCCCAGGACACCACGGAACCCAAUGUCGCGAUGAGAACGACAGAAGACAAGGACACGGGACAACGACGCUACGAAAACACAGUGAAUACCCCCCGUCCCACGUUCAUCCCUACCCACCUCGCUGAGACACAGGACGACGACGGACCGGCCACGUGGGACGACGACGACGUAACGAGGAGGACACAGGACAAUGACGCGACGAGAACACGACCCAAUGACGCGACGAGGACACGGGACGAUGAAGACAAUAACAACAUGACCAGGACAAGGGCCAACGAGGGACCAGGGCACAACAUGACGCAGAGGGGCUGA